AAUAACAAUUAUGAUAAUGCUGGCAACAUUGAUUAUGAUACUUAUUUUGAUAUGUAGUUAGAAUUCCUGCCUCAUCUUUUGUGGUUUCCAGAGAGCUGGAGGCACUGGGGUACGCCGUGUUCAGUUAACCAUCAAAUCUCUCAGCUGAUCCUUCGCCCCGCUCAAAUAAGUUUGUUAAGAUAAAUCAGUAUUUUUAUACGAAGUAUCCAUCCACAACAAAGCUGCAUCUCCAAAGUGCUUUCUGAAACAGAGUGGGAAAGGCCAUAAAUCAAACUGUUCUAAACGGAAAUAACUGGGAAUAAUUCUUGUAAGGUCUAAAGAAUGGUAAACCAGCUGAGUGUGCUUCUGACCAAGAAGCUUCCAAACUUGUUCGUGGGCACCAUGACAAGAAAAGUGAUGCAAAGAACUGUUCUUUGCUCAUCAACUCUAAGAGCUCUGUCAAUAUUCCCUCAAAAUAUAAAUGCAGCUAAUACGAAGUGUCUCUCUGGGACAACAAACAAGUUUACUCUACCAGGUGAAAGCGUUACUUUACAAUGUGUUCGGUUCUGCAAUUUUUCAUCAGUUUCCACUGCCUUUCCACUCAAAGAGGAAACUAUAGCUCACAAAACUGUCCAAGAACUUCUUGACAUAUUUGCAGCAUCAAAAGAUUCAUUAGAAAAAGAGGAAUGUAUUGAGUUGUUGCGCAAGAUUGCAAGAGCUGUUUGGCAUGACGAUAACCAGAGGCUAGAACUGCAGAAGAUCAGGGCAGCAUCCGCAGAAGGUUGCAGUAUGUUUCGACGAUUGUUAAACCAUAUUGCUGAUAGUGUAGAAGAAUCAAAUUUAGAUGAUAAACUGGUGUCCACAAUUCUCUGGUCUCUUGAAAGAAUUGGAGAGACCAAUCAUCGUCUGUACAGGAGGUUUGAUAAAGGAAAGAUUGUUCUUUUAAAGGUGCGCUAACUCUGGUCACUUUUGACACAACAUUACUGUUUCUAAGAGUGGUUUUUAAUCCCCUUGGUUAACAUCUCUUCAAUAUUUGUAAAGGUUGCACAGUGCAGAUGUGCAUCUUUACUCCAUUUCCCAGAUCAGAAAGUAAUUCUACCUUUGAUGAGUUCUACAGUUCCUUGUGAAUUUGUUACAAGAAUAUGUAGUUCAUGCUGGCAAUAUCCUCUUUCUGAUGAGUAUGUAUACUAUCAUUACCUGCUUGUUAGAUAAUGUAUUAAAAUUGUAGGGAGAAGA
Molecule: messenger RNA, 1215 nt
Organism: Pocillopora damicornis (cauliflower coral)
Lineage: Eukaryota; Metazoa; Cnidaria; Anthozoa; Scleractinia; Pocilloporidae
Molecular function (GO): calcium ion binding
Source: RefSeq, a predicted model, not a curated record